UUUUGGUGAGGAUUUGUGUGGAGGAUGCGAUACUUCGUUGGGGUUACGCACGGUCCCUCAAACUAGCUUUUUUAUAGACUAGUUCGUGAUCAGAUGUCGUAAACUGGUCCCACCGAAGCUGCGGUACGCCGAGGUUUUGCCAUCACGACUAGUAGCCGUUCCUACAACAACAAAGAGCCUACAUGGACGCCGCUCUUCGUCACUCAAGAUAUGCUUCUCACGACACCCCAAGGACGCCAUUAUCAUGGCCGCGAGGACGACAAAACAUCGUUCUGUAAUUGAUCAGUGGCUUGAGACGUGUUUCCUUGAGCAGCCAGGAGCACUUAGCGCCGCAUCGCCACAACCGCAAUUGUUCACACCACCGACCUCGACUUCAUCAGCCCGACGAAAACGACCGCGAGACAUGUCCGAGCCCCGGCCUCGAAGCUCUCAAAAGCGACAGCGGACGAGGCGUGAGGACGAUGUGUUUUCUGAACAGAGCGCAUCCGACGUUGCAAUUACGGAGCUAUCGGAAAAGACAAGGUUGUCUCAACCGUCAUUCUCCGGUAGAUCAGGCCCCAAACGAGCAACAAGCCCUGUACGGGACCUCAUGAACGAUUUGCGUGUCUCAAAGCCUGCUAUUUUAUGCGAAAUACCGUCUACGGUAUCGCUGCCCCAACACGCUUCAACGCUGCAGCGUGGUCUUAUGGAGCGCCUCGACGAGGCUAUCAUACCACUAGGCUUAAAGGUAACGAUGUCCCAUUAGAUCUGAGAUGCGAGCUGGCUGACUAGGCGUUUGCCACAGGAUCGCAUCCUCACGACAUAUCCUUCUGUUGCAGCGAGCAUCCCGACCUCUUCAUAUGACGCCUCAGAUACUCUAUCGGCGCUGGAGCUUGACGCAGUAUGGGAGUGCAUUGAGGAGAUCCUGAG
Messenger RNA from Macroventuria anomochaeta, 909 nucleotides. RefSeq lists its product as uncharacterized. NCBI's taxonomy places the organism in Eukaryota, Fungi, Ascomycota, Dothideomycetes, Pleosporales, Didymellaceae. The coding region runs from base 245 to 745 and encodes 166 amino acids. The record is from RefSeq and is a predicted model, not a curated record. The transcript has a single exon.